Ochotona princeps (American pika) is the source of this 1662-nucleotide messenger RNA. It is a transcript of the gene CCDC61, whose product is annotated as coiled-coil domain containing 61. Gene Ontology annotation, cellular component: centrosome. NCBI's taxonomy places the organism in Eukaryota, Metazoa, Chordata, Mammalia, Lagomorpha, Ochotonidae. The record is from RefSeq and is a predicted model, not a curated record.
AGGCCUGACCCUGGCCAUGAACCAGCCGGCCGGCCUGCAGGUGGACUAUGUCUUCCGGGGCGUGGAACACGCCGUGCGUGUGGCGGUUUCUGGUCAGGUGCUGGAGCUGGAGGUGGAGGACCGGAUGACGGCUGACCAGUGGCGGGGCGAGUUCGAUGCCAACUUCAUUGAAGACUUGACACACAAGACGGGGAACUUCAAGCAGUUCAACAUCUUUUGUAACAUGCUGGAGUCGGCUCUCACACAGAGCAGUGAGUCCGUCACGCUGGACCUGCUGACCUACACAGACCUGGAGUCCCUGCGGAACCGCAAGAUGGGGGCCCGGCCCGGCUCGGUGGCCCCCAGGUCAGCCCAGCUCAACUCCAAGCGCUACCUGAUCCUCAUCUACUCCGUGGAGUUUGACAGGAUUCACUACCCGCUGCCCCUCCCGUACCAGGGCAAGCCCGACCCAGUGGUCCUGCAGGGCAUCAUCCGCUCCCUGAAGGAGGAGCUGGGACGCCUGCGCGGGCUGGACGGCCAAGACGCUCGGGACUCCCGGGAGACGGAGAUCUGGCAUCUGCGGGAGCAGGUGUCGCGCCUGGUGUCCGAGAAGCGGGAGCUGGAGACCCAGCUGGGCCGAUCGCGCGAGGAGGCGCUGGCCGGCCGGGCUGCGCGCCAGGAGGCCGAGGCCCUGCGCGGGCUCGUGCACAGCUUGGAGCUGGAGCUGCGGCAGGAGCGCGGCCUGGGACACCGGGGGUCGAGCCGCCGCGGCCAGGACUGCCGCCGCCUGGCCAAGGAGCUGGAGGAGGUGAAGGCGUCGGAGCGGAGCCUGCGCGCGCGGCUGAAGACGCUCAACGGCGAGCUGGCCCUGUACAAAAGAGGGAGACGGACUACACCGGUGGCACCGGCCUCGGCCAGGGACAACCGGGCUUCAACAUCCCGGGAACGCUCCACGUCGCGGGGCCGCGCGGCUGCUCGUUCCUCAUCUCGGGAGAGCGGCCGGGGCCGUGGUCGGCCUGCUCGGCCCUCGCCCUCACCCACAGGUGGUCGUGCCACCCGCUUCGACCCCACAGCCUUUGUGAAAGCCAAGGAAAAGAAACAGAGGGAGAUCAAAAUGAAGCAGCAGCAGCAGCAGCGGAACCGACUGGGCACCGGGGCAAGCGGGGACGGUCUGUCCAUCUCAUGGUCCCGCCAGGCCCGGCCUCCUGCUGCUGUGACCAGCCGGGGGGACGCAGCUAACCGCUCCCGACACCGCAGCUCCUCGGUCGACAGCUUCCGCAGCCGCUGCUCCUCGGCCAGCUCUGGCAGCGAGCUGGACCUCUCCCAGUCGCUCUCCAGAGGCAGCAUUCGCAGGCUCCGGAAGCCUUCCAGCCCCACCUCCUGGAGUGGGUCCCACAUGAAGUCCACAGCUCUGGAACGUAGCCAUCAUCAGAGACGACUGGCCACCUCGGGGGGCUGGGUCCCCAUCAAAGAGUAUAGCUCAGACCACCAGGCGGCUGACAUGGCUGAGAUAGACGCCCGUCUGAAGGCCCUGCAGGAGUACAUGAACCGGCUGGACACGCGGUCCUGAUCGUGGGGGGCGGGGCUCUGCCGCUCUUGGGGGGUCUCCAGUGUGGGAGGCCCUGGCCCCGCCCUCUCCCCAAGCCACACCUGCAUUUUGUAAAUAAACAGAUUUGCCCUUGG